GUCAAAUUUGCGGUCAACCUCCUCGAGCACACCGUGACUUCGUGGGAGUCCAAGGGAACCUAUCAUCGACUGUCCAUUUGUUAUAAACUGGGGAGUACGCAACGGUUUAUCGCAAUCCUAUGAUCAUCUGUCGCCUUGAUGAGUCACCGGUAUCGGCCCACUAUCCUAUUCUUACAUCCCCCGCAUCUUCGUUAUCGCGAAGUUCACAAUAUAAACUGGAAUAUAUAUACCUCACAGGCGACCUCGAGCUGCUUGCUAAAUAGUAGACGUUCAUAACUUCGUUCUCACUCAUUCACUACUACCGCCAAGACUAAGAGAUGGACUUGGAUGUGCACGCGCUUCUAACAGGUUACCAACAUCUCCCAUUUCCCGACCUUUCUGAUAGUCGCGUUCAUGAUCGUUCUACUACCUACCUCAAGUCAGCAUCUCUCAACUUGAUGGCUUUCCAGGACUGCGGUAUAGACAUACCAGGAUCCGCUGCCCUACUCCUCGCCUCCUUUUGUAACAUAUUAGGUUUGUACUGUGCAUCCUCGGACAUCUUGGUCGGGAUUCUAUCAGCAGGCACAAUUCUCCCCUGUCGUUUCUGUUGGAAUGCCGAAACGGUUUGGGGAGAUCUAGUGGAUGAGGCUCGUCAUUCACUGGAUAGAAUCGCGGGUCCAAAUAUCACAGAGUCUGAGUUGAAGACUGAGCUCGGCUUGAACGAGGACCAAUCACCGUUUACUGCUCUCUUCGUCCUUGAUGACUCUCGACCAGAGAACGCAUACAUCCCCGACGACCUUCUUGGAUCUCCUCUACUUUUGUUCAAUCCUUCGGCAGCUUUGUUGUCUGUCUGGACAUCAUCGCGCCUUGUACACCCUACCGUAGCUGAUCAGCUACUUUCCCAAAUUGUGGUUUCGUCGGUGCACGCAGCUCAAAAUCCCAUCUCAAAGAUCUCAUCACCUCCUCCCUACCCAGCUAAUGUUGCGUCUGCUGUUCAGUGUCUUUCCUCCGAGGCUCGUGCGUCCGUUUACCAACAUAUCCGUCCUGUUACCAUUGCCACAGACUUCAUCCUCCCCUACGUCCAAGUCGAUCCCAAUGCCCUAGCAGUGUGUUGGUACCCUAAUUUGGCAGCAGGACCUAGAGACAAUCUCGUUCCCGAAACGUUGUCUUAUGGCGAUCUCCAUGUCCAAGCCAACAAAUUAGGUCGAUACCUCAUAUCUCAGCAGUUGAAGCCCGAGGACAGGGUUGCUGUGUGCAUGGAUCGCAACACGCUGUUUCACAUAGUCUUGUUUGGAAUCUUGCGUGCCGGAGGUUGUUAUGUUCCGAUUGAUCCCGAGCUUCCGGACGAAAGGAAGUCAUACAUCGCAAAGGACUCGGGUGCUAGAUUUGUCAUUUUGGAGUCUCAUAGGCACUCUCCUGAGAUAUACGGGGGCAAUGUCCUCGAUCUUGACGAUGAUCAUAUUUCGCGAGACAUACAGGCAAUGACUACAGCAGAUCUAGAUGUCGCACUUCCAAACAAUCUGGCGUACAUGCUCUACACAUCUGGCACCACUGGCACUCCAAAAGGCUGUCUUCUCGCCCAUGAAGGUCUCGCUGAAGCGAUACUAGCGUUAAGCUCCUUCUCCGCUGCUGUCCAUAUGGACAAUAUUCGAGAUGGAAGGUAUCUCGGCGUUGCCUACCUUGUGUGCCUCUCUCUGGGCAUGUUGAUGAUUUCUGCGCCACGCGGAAUACUGUUGGAGAACCUUCCAUAUUAUAUCAGUCUUUUGGGCAUCACGCACGUUGGAAUCGUGCCCAGCUUGAUUGACGCGACCAUGGGCACUAUUCAAGAAGACGAAGCGAUGGGUGGCUCGAAAUUGCGAUUCAUCGGCAGUGGUGGAGAGAAAAUCAGUGACACAGUGACCAUAGGAUGUUGUGCUCGUUUUAUGGAUAGCAACACACCCAAAGGCAACGUUGGACGAGCCUUCAGCAAUGUUGCGGCUUAUGUCGUUGAUCAACAUCUCGAUAUAUUGCCGCGGGGAGCCGUCGGAGAGCUCGUCGUUGGUGGCCCCCUUGUCGGGCGCGGUUACCAUGGACGCCCGGAUCUGACGGAUAAAGUAUUCAUUGAAUGGCCGCAGAAGGGUUCUUGGGCAUAUCGCACAGGGGAUCUAGCGCGAAUGAUGCCUGAUGAUACAUUGGAAAUAAUUGGCAGAAUCGAUACUCAGAUCAAGCUACGCGGGGUGCGCAUCGAGGCGGAAGGGAUAUCCGCUGUGCUUCAGCGAGCUGCUCGGUCCUGCCUGCAGUUCAACCUUGAUGUUGGGACCAUUCUUGGGACCCAUCCGGAGAUUGGAGGUGGCAGCUCACCGCAGCUAGUCUCUUUCAUUUCCUGGGACACAGGAGUAUCAAUCACUACGAGACGGGGCGGUUCUAGGCCUGCACUAGUGAAGUCCGGAAGGGACCUGUUGCGCGUUCUGCGUGAUGCCUGUGAAAAGGAACUCGCCAGUUAUAUGCGCCCUGCCCAUAUAAUAGCCCUCAGUUGGCUUCCCCUCAGUGCUAACGGCAAAGCGGACAUCAAAGUCUUGGCCUCCAUCUUUUCAAGACUAGAUUUUAACGAACUGAUCGGACUUCAAGACCCUACUGGCCACGUUGACGACCCAGACAGCGAUAGCCCUGCUUCUGACCUCGAGGAACGGAUACUAGAGCUCUUGAGAGAAAGCUUUGCGAUUGCGAGCUCCGGUGGAUCUGUUGGUGUACACACUAGCUUAUUCGCGCUUGGAAUGGACUCAUUGUCACUUGCGCGGUUUGCAUCCAUACUCAGGAGGGCCUUCAAUAUCAACAUAACAGUCGCAGAAAUCAUGAAGUCUCCCACCGUUCGGGGUCUGUCUACUCGAUUGGGAGAUCUUGUUGUUUCGCGACCAGGAGCAGAUGUACCGGAUAUCGACAACUUCUCGUCACUAUGGAUGCCAGAAAUUCGGAAGAAAAUGCCGCAUCUCAACAUAGAGCGUGUUCUUCCUUCUUAUCCUAUCCAGGAGGGUGUUCUGUAUCGUUCUGAGAGCGCGCCAACGAUGUGUGUGCAGCAUAUCGUGAUGCGAGUUCGAGAUGAUGUCUCUAUACCGCAAUUGCAUAGCGCCUGGGAGAAAGCAGUGGCAGAUAUCGAUGUUCUAAGGACUGUAUUUUUCUUUGGCAAGACCCUGGUCCAGGUGCUUUUGUCGCGUGCAACCUGUCACCUUCAUUGGGAGGAGUCUUCCGUUGCAGCGAGCGACAGUGAAACCUUUGCCAACCAUUUCUUUGAUGAAGAAGCCACGAGAGUUUCUGUGGAAAUCAACACCCUUAUCACUUCUGUACCGCCCGUUCGUCUUCGGCUCUACCACCAAUCCUACGGCACUUACAUUGUACUAUCCAUUCAUCACGCAUUGUUCGACGCUAUUUCUCUGCCUCGCAUACUGAAGUACGUCGAGGACGCAUAUCUUGACAAGCCGCUUCAGAAUCUAACCCCUCCCAAUCAAAUAUUGGAACACACAACGUUUCGGGACCUGACUCCUGCUCGAGAGUAUUGGACGUCGACUCUUCGUGAUUUUAACUGGUCUUACCGCAAUUUGAUGGAUGUGACUCAAUCGGCUUCUCCUAAACGGAUCUCCAUAACUCUUGAUACGCCGCUUUCAUACUUCCAACAAAUGCUUGCCCAUUGCCAAGUUACAUUGCAGGCCGCGUUGACUUGCACAUUUGCUUCGAUUCUCGCAAACCGCUUGUGCCUGUCCGACGACUUAAUCUUUGGGAUCAUUAGAUCGGGGAGGUUAGCACCUGUCGAGGGUAUGGGCGACGCCCUCGUCCCUCUGCUAUCUCUUGUCCCUAUGCGCGUCAACCUCAACAACCCCGAUUGUCUUCGUCAAGUCCAGGAUGACAUCAUUAGUGCGAUUCCAUUCGAAAAUGUUCCUCUUGGGCAGGUGCAGAAAUGGGUUAGACCGGGUGCUGGUUUAUUCGACAUUCUUUUCUCGGUCAUAUACAAAGACCAGCCUGCGUACGAGCUUUUUGAUGUCGUGCGAAGUGAAUUGCCUCAACCUGACUUCUUCCUGUCUGUGGAAGUUGUAGUGGAUGUCUCAACAGAUCAGCUCAUUCUUCAGGCAGCCUUCUAUGAUGACGGAUCCCAGGCUGCCGAUAUUGAAUCGAUGCUUCUUCAAUUUGAGUCUGAGGCUCGCGGUGUCGUGACUUCUGGAGUGCCCCAUGUCACUGUUCCACAAAAGUCCCUAGUCAAUCGAGCGGAAUCCACACCACCGGUCAAUACCACCAAUGGCACACACAAUUCUAAUGGGGAAAGGGGCAUCAGUGUAGCCCUGCACUCCGUGAGGAAGAUCAUAGCUGAGUUUUUGGGUGUUGAUCCCCAACGGCUGUGGUCGAGAACAUCAUUUAUUGCCCUGGGCCUCGAUUCCAUCAGGUCGGUGGGGCUUUCGCGAGCACUCAGGGAAGAAGGAUACCAUGUAACUGCAGCAGAACUUAUGAAGUCCGCAUGUCUGGCUGAACUAGAGUCCUUACCGAUGCUACUUCAAGAUGCUAGUCGUGCACAGUUGGAGUUGGAAGCCCAGAAUCUAUUUCAAGAACAAUGUCGUAUACUGGAGUCCCAUUUUGACGUCGCCACCUGUCGGUUUUCUGAUCGCGAUGAAGCCAGGAUACUUCCAACGACCGCUUUGCAGGCAGGGAUGUUAUCACAGACGGUCAUCUCCUCAGGCUUGCUCUAUAAUCAUGUAUUCAUGUUCAAGUUGGCAUCUUCCGUGGAGCACGCCCGUCUUCGGCAAGCUUGUCAAUCCAUUGUCACGAGCUUUGACAUCUUCAGGACAACAUUCCACUACAUCGUCGACCUGGGGAAAUGGGCACAAGUUUCGCAUUCUGAUGCGCCCAUGGUUUGGAUCGAGGUCCGCCUGCACGCUGGAGAAUCUCUAGAUGCGAUGAUCAAAACUGUCACCGCAUCGACGAGCGUAUCAGAGCAGGGAUCGUCCAAGCCUUCAUUGGCCUUUUGUUUGGUCGAACAGCAGGAAGACGCUGGGACCAAGAACUAUUCCCUUGCAAUUGCCAUGCAUCAUGCUAUAUAUGAUGGUAUUUCCAUUGGAGCGCUGCUCGAAGAGUUGGAGCGGGCGUAUCAAGCCCAUUCUUCCACGAAAAUACCUCAAUUCUAUGACGUGCUUCCUUUGAUACUACGCGAAGAACAUCAAAGCAUUCCCUUUUGGGUCCAACAUCUGCAAGAUUUUCGUCCUGUUCCACUACCUCGCGCGGAGUCUAGUACACAGCCUUCCUCGGUCGUCUAUUCUCGUCGAUUGAAGCUGGACCACAAUUGUUUGGGGCAGGCAGCUUGGUCAAAGUUCAUCUCAUCAAAAGUGUCUUCCUGGGAUAUAAUGUUCGGGCACGUUGUCUCUGGACGCUCUUUUCCAGGCUACGAAGACGUUAUUGGACCCAUGUUGAACACUAUACCGUGUCGUGUUCGUAUCGGCGAAACCACAACAAAUAGGGACUUAUUGCGUUAUAUCCAUGCAAAUAACUUGGCUGCGUUAGAGUGGCAACACGCUUCACUUCGUGACAUACAAUCCGAGACGGGGCUCUUUGAACUAUGGGACAGCAUAUUUGUGUUUCAACCUCUAAAGUCCAAAUCUUCAAGUCCUUUGUGGAGUUUGCUCAAUCCAGACGAGUCUGAAGCCAACAUCCAGUAUCCAUUAAACUGCGAGUUUCACGAAAUGGAUGAUGGAUUUUCUGUGACGUUGGCUUGCAUGUCAAAUAUCAUGGAUCCGGAGUCUUUGGAUCAUGAAAUGUCGCGGCUUGAGGCCUUCCUCAGUACCAUUAUAUCCCAACCGAAUGCUAAGGCCGUCGCAGAUCUUCCCUUUGACGGCAGAAAGCUUCCCCUCCAUAGCGAUGUGUCGACCGCCAGUAUCGCACCCCGCAGAGGAAUAGACCAUUUACCUCCUGCGUUAGUCAACGUCCUAACUUCUGUCGCCAAAUGUUCUGUCGACAAGUUGGACCCGGACAGACCAAUUGCAGCUAUUGGGAUUGACUCUAUCACAGCGAUUCAGCUCAGUGCAAAAUGCAGGGAGGCAGGAAUCGCGUUGAGCAUUGCGGAUAUUAUCGCUUGCCGUACAAUCGGUGAUUUGGCUGCCAGGGUGGUCGAAGUGGAGACACAGCCAAAGACCCAUCCACCGCGACUGGAUUAUUUAGCCCCUGAGAUCGAUUUCCAAGCUUUCGCUGACAGAUUCCCAUCCGACCGGCGCGGAGACCUCACGAUUGCUCGGGCAACCUCUGGCAUGAAAUGGCUCAUUUGCGCUUGGCAAAGAAGUCAUUAUGCGCGAUUUCAACAUGUGUUCGCCUGGAGAAUGACCCAGAAAAUUGAUCCUGAACGACUACAUAGCUCGUGGACAGAGUUCAUUUCCCGACAUCCCAUUCUCAGGUCAACAUUCGUCUCCACAAAGUCUCAUUCGGACGUCCAUAUAGCGACCUUCAGUACCGACAAAAUGGAAAGCUCAUUUGCCGUUGAGCCAUUUGAUGAUUCGGCCGACAACACGGAUAACCUGCAGGCGCGGAUGAACAUGAUCAUCUCUCACCCACCUCCAACUGAUGGACCUCAGGCCUACGGACUGCUUUUGAAUGGCUUGCACAACCAAUAUUUAUUGAUUAGAAUGCAUCAUUUCCAAUACGAUGCCUGGAGUCUUGCCCUUUUGAUCGAGGACCUCUCCCACAUCUACCUUGGACAACCCUCGUCGGUCACGUCAGAUUACGAAGCGUUCAUGUCAACAUUUGCACCGACGCCAGAAAAUCUCCAGAAGCAAGAAGACUACUGGCGGUCCACCUUCUCACCCUCUUUCCGACCGGCAUAUUUUCCCCAGCUCAAGCCUCUCGCAGUUCAGGAUGAAAUCAUCCCUCGAACUAUCGUCAUCGCGAGGGAUGUAGUACGUGGGGCAUACACUCUUGAACAGCGCGCUCGGGUGCAUGGCGUGUCGCUACAGAGCGUUUUGCUGGCAUGCUGGGCAUACAUCCAAUCUUCCUAUAUGUCGCCAGAGCAAGUGACGUUUGGACUAUGGCACGCAGGUCGAACAGGGCCUGUCAAAGAUAUUGACAGAUUGGCUUUCCCAUGCAUGAACGUGCUGCCAAUGCACACUCGUCUCGGAAGCAACAGCAUCAUAGAUGUUGCUCGUAGCAUUCAAGAUGACCUACGGUUGCGCACUCCUGUCGUCCAGCAGACGGAUCUUCAAAUGAUUGAUCAGUGGAUAGGAGGCACGGGUGCACCAUUGUGCAAUGUGUUUGUCAACUUGAUUAGGCCCUUGGCAUCAGACGAUGAGGAGGAGGCCGGACUGUUCGGAUCGGUAGAUAUUGCCUACACGUCCGACCCGAAAACUGUCGACUGGAUCCCUACGUCGAAUCUUAUACAGGACGAUGUUAUGGUUGAAAUUAUUGUACACCCUUCGGAGGAUACGAUAACGAUGUCGAUCGAGAGUGCCCCAGCUAUCAUGGACACGCAACUCGCCAGGAAAGUUAUUGAUUACUGGUCAGAGAUAGUUGGAGGCCAUUGGGAGAGUGCUCCUGUAAACAUGAGGACUAUAUCAAUGUAAUGGACAGUACUCAAGUACUCACAAUACUAGACUAGGUGUGAUGA
Molecule: messenger RNA, 7582 nt
Organism: Suillus fuscotomentosus
Lineage: Eukaryota; Fungi; Basidiomycota; Agaricomycetes; Boletales; Suillaceae
Exons: 17
Coding region: 318-7538 (2406 amino acids)
Biological process (GO): amino acid activation for nonribosomal peptide biosynthetic process; secondary metabolite biosynthetic process
Cellular component (GO): cytoplasm
Molecular function (GO): catalytic activity; phosphopantetheine binding
Source: RefSeq, a predicted model, not a curated record